Messenger RNA from Vespula vulgaris, 1478 nucleotides. RefSeq names its product rhythmically expressed gene 5 protein (gene Reg-5). The record is from RefSeq and is a predicted model, not a curated record. The transcript is spliced from 4 exons. Lineage: Eukaryota; Metazoa; Arthropoda; Insecta; Hymenoptera; Vespidae. The coding region runs from base 67 to 837 and encodes 256 amino acids.
AUAUAUUAACUUAUAACGUAUAACACAUUAUAUUAUAUAUUAAAAAAAAAAAAAAAAGAAAACGAAAUGAAGAGUCUAAUGAUCUUUACCACCAUUUUUCUCAUUUCUUUUGUGACGAUGCGAGUCAUUGGAUCAGCUAUACCUAUGUGGGAAUUUCUUUCGAGAGAAGAAAAAAUGAGUCGUUUGUACAGAUUGUUUAGUCAGCAAGCGACGCAAUUUUGUGCCGAUUCAUCGAGACCGGAUUGCAGUAAGAAUUUCUUAAUUACUGGCAUACGAAAUCUUGCUAAUAUAGAUGACAAUGUUCUCGAUAAAUUGGAUCCAUAUCAACGUGAUGCUAGAGAAAUAAUUUGGCGAACUUUAAUAGGAACAAAUAAACUCUCGUCUAGGACUAAUCAAGAUAUCAAAGGAAAUUAUUUCCCAACAAAUGGACUUUCGAUAGGAAACGAUGAUAGCGAGACGAAUAGUAUAACGGAAGAAAGCGUGUCAACGAAUGAUUACAUUCAUGUUGGUCCAUAUUUGAUUGGACCAAUGGUUACACGUGUUUAUCCGGAUGGACGUCCAGUUCCAGAUGAUCGUAUGAGAUUUCGACCAAGGGACGACGAUAUUGACGAAAUUAAAUACACUAUGCCGUUGUUAACAUCGAUAGAUGAUAUCGAGGGAAAUCUUGAUAGAUCUUACAGAAAUAAACGUCUUAAUAAUGGUCGAAAAGAUAUACCAUUGGUAAGUGAAUUGGGUCGAAGGAAAGAAUCAACUAACGAAGGACGUCGCGAAGGUUCACCAAGAUAUAUAACACUUAGGCGAAUAUCGAUAGAAGAUCAUGACGUAGAUUAUCAUUGAACGAGUACCUGAGUUUUUUCAAAGUACUCAGUAAAAAACAAAUAUAACUCGCAUUUCUUUUUCUAUAUGCGAGGAGAAAUCACUUCGUUCGCGUUAGAGAAAGAGAGAGAAAGGAAGAGAGAGAGAGAGAGAGAGAACGCGAAGACUGAUUGAUUGUAGAAUUUUUGGAAAUUAUGAUGUAUCUAGAUGGAUGAAUAUAAAAAGGAAGGACAUGUCAUGAAUAAUGAAAAAUCGAAGUAGUAGUUGAUACACCGUUAAAACGAAUAUGAAGUCCCACCGUUAUUAAAGAAUUGCGAAGAAUAUUUUUGAUCUUUUCUGAUCAUUCAUUUUAAUUUGUUUUCUUUUUCUUUGUUAUUUAACACCACACCUUGAUUCUUAUGUUACAAAUAUUAUAUAUUCAUCAUAAGGUAUGAUUAAUAAUCGAUUAAAUAAAUGGAUAUAUUCGAUGAUGAUUUUAAAAUUAUCGAAUCUUGUUCAAUGUACUAUAUGUAUACGUAUAUACGUACUACAUGAUGGAAUGACGAGCAUCACGUACGAUUUUAUACGAGUAUGUACAUAGAAAUGUUCUAUUUAUACAUAUAUAUUUAUAAUAUGUAAAUAGAAAAUAUAUAAGAAUAAUAUGUAAAUAGAAAGUAUAUUAA